Molecule: messenger RNA, 630 nt
Organism: Botrytis porri
Lineage: Eukaryota; Fungi; Ascomycota; Leotiomycetes; Helotiales; Sclerotiniaceae
Exons: 3
Coding region: 1-630 (209 amino acids)
Biological process (GO): translation
Cellular component (GO): ribosome; cytosolic large ribosomal subunit
Molecular function (GO): structural constituent of ribosome; RNA binding
Source: RefSeq, a predicted model, not a curated record
AUGGCUGCAUCCGGAGAGAAGACCGCCAACCCCAUGAAGGAGCUUAAAAUCCAGAAGCUCGUUCUCAACAUCUCCGUCGGAGAAUCUGGUGACAGACUUACCCGUGCUGCCAAAGUUUUGGAACAAUUGAGUGGUCAAACCCCAGUUUACAGCAAGGCCAGAUACACCGUCCGUACCUUCGGUAUCCGUCGUAACGAAAAGAUCGCUGUUCACGUCACCGUCCGUGGCCCAAAGGCUGAGGAAAUUUUGGAGCGUGGAUUGAAGGUCAAGGAAUAUGAGCUCCGCAAGCGCAACUUCUCCGAGACCGGUAACUUCGGUUUCGGUAUCUCUGAACACAUCGAUCUCGGUAUCAAGUACGACCCUGCGAUCGGUAUUUACGGAAUGGACUUCUACGCCUGCAUGACCCGCCCAGGUGAGCGUGUUGCCAAGCGUCGUCGCUGCAAGACCUCCAUCGGUGCCAACCACAAGAUCAAGCGUGAUGAGACCGUCAAAUUAUAUGGUUCAAGAACCGUUUCGAGGGUAUCGUCAGAUAAGCGUUUCAAUCAAAAAAAAUAUGGCAUGGGCUUCGAGUGUAUCGAUUCGGCGAGUUCUUUAGGAUUUUGUCGUAACGUGGGCUUAUGGAGUUAUUGA